Messenger RNA from Anarrhichthys ocellatus (wolf-eel), 28713 nucleotides. Its product is annotated as ecto-NOX disulfide-thiol exchanger 2-like. The record is from RefSeq and is a predicted model, not a curated record. The transcript is spliced from 16 exons. Gene Ontology annotation, cellular component: external side of plasma membrane; plasma membrane. The coding region runs from base 26599 to 28713 and encodes 704 amino acids. Lineage: Eukaryota; Metazoa; Chordata; Actinopteri; Perciformes; Anarhichadidae. Gene Ontology annotation, molecular function: RNA binding; oxidoreductase activity. Gene Ontology annotation, biological process: ultradian rhythm.
CAUGUUGGCAGCGUUGCCCUGUUAAAUGCCUGUUAUCAACUGUUCCAAACUAACAACCGAGCUCAUUUGCAGAGGAGCUCGAGUCAACAAUGCUUGAUGCUACCUGUCUGAAGCGGGACUCAUUGAUACGAGCCGCUACACUCAUUCAUAAUCAUGCAGAGUGGAGCGUGACAGCAUUAAGCACUAAAAUGAAGAGCGACCAUUGUACUGAGCCGUAAUGUGAACGGUGUCUUGGUGUCCUAAUUCUAUUGUGUGUGUUUGUAUAUAAACAUAGAUUUGCUCUUCUGCAUAACCACAACUAAUAAUACCAGACAAACCUUAUUGCCAUGGUCGGUCAUAGCUCCUGAUUGUUUGGGGUGAUUCUCAUUCUAUGCUGGUACCCAGAGUGGAAAAUUGAUCAAAGGGCAGAAUAAGCUCCAGUUCCUCUUGCUCCGUUGGUCAAUCAUGCUCUCUAAGACCAGAUAGACAAAAGUUUCUUCAGCUUUUCAGCCACACAGAGCAAUUAUUUCCAGUAUAGCUCACUCUGUCUUUACCACCCCUUGAAAGUGAUUUAUGUCGCCAAUACGGAAGGAAAUUGGGAUCCUGAACUCCAAUAUUAGCUGGUUGCCGAUUACGGCCUCGUUCUAAUUUUACACGCGCUAGACUUCCAUGUUAUACUCAGUAGACAGUAUAAUGUCCUAGUUUAACACCCAACCAGGAGGCAAAUGGGUCAAAGCUCCCGUUUUUUUUUUUUAAACUGGUCACAGAAGAACGUCGGCCACUGCAGCUGUCGGAGAAAAAGAAAACAACUUUCUCGGUGAAAAAUUGGAUUUGAGCAAGGCCUUCUUUUUUUCCCGCUGCUAUACUUGAGAGUUUUGCGUCACAGAAAGAAUCCUUUUGUCACCGCAAGAUGUUUUUGAUUUUCUCGUCAUCCCAUCUCUAAAAACACCCACGAGAGCCGGCUGUUAGAUGCGAUAAGAGCUUUCUCUCUGUUCUCUUUCUUUAAAUCACUCUCAAAAUACUGAUGUGCUGUUGUCUUUGAUGGUUAGAUUGCUCGACUCGGCAACGUGACCACACACACGUGCAGUACACACUACCAGGGAUACUUAUUAAUAGAAAGUUCAUCAACCUCUUCCUUGUUAUUACUAAGAACAGCUAUUUGACAUGUCAGAGCUACCCGGGUACUGCUGUCUGUGUGAAGUGGAGAGGAUAUUUCCGGUGAUACGGUUACAAGUGCAGGCGUUUCACAGACCAGGACAAAUCGCUGUCAAUUACUCAUUCAACAAUCGGAUGGAGCCAUUUUCUGUUAAGUGUAUUUUGCUACUGCUAUUUUCCAUCUCCUGUCCUGUUGUGAGGUUUAAACUUUAGUAUUCUACUGUGAGAGGGAGUAAUGGUAGAGGCCACACUGUUCUAUGCUCGUUCUCAAUAAAUCUGAACUAAAAUAACACCUUGUUUUUUUUAACCAAAGCGACCAACACCUCCACAUUUUAGUUUUUGGAGCCUCAUUGACUGCCAUAGGCGCUCAUCGGGGAUUCAUUUAAGAAUCAGAAUUAAGAAUCAAAGAUGCAUCGUGAUUAUCCUCACCUGCACGGUCUGACAGGCAGACUACUCAAGUGUAGUUUUGAGAGACAUCCAAGAAAGAAUUGCAGCAACUACGGUUGCCACUGAUUUCUUUUCGAGCAAAGAUGCACAGACAGAGGAAGACCAUGUUUUUUUUUUUUUAUUUUAUUUUUUUUGGGAUUGUGGUUCAUAUUGUUAACCUCUCGCCCAAACCGACAGCAGCAGCAGACUAAUAUUAGCACUCACCUUUGCUCCAUGUGUCAGUCUGUCUGGCUCUGUCUUUCUCACGACUCUCUUGCGAUACACACACACACACACACACACAGUCAGUAAAUUAGCUCCACUUAGCUCCACCUGUUUCCCAGGCUCAGUACUAUCCUCUCUCUCACGUCUCUGCCUACAAAGAGCAGAACAGAUGUGAUUGCCAGAGGACUAAACCGAACAUUUAUGACGGUUGCUUAAAAACAACAUAAAUGCCAAGUUAAUGGAACUCAUGUGCAGUCUCCAUUUAACACACACUUAAUAAACACUGGUCGUCAAGCUUUAACCCUUUAACCUACUUUCUUCUUCUUCUCUCGUCGUUGGAGCCUCCCCAGUGUCUCUAUUUGUGUUUGGAUGUAUUAUAACUGCACAAUAUGACAAGCAAGUGGGCAGAGUCAUGCAGUCUAAAAAGUAAGAGAGUCACCACUCGGUUCAGUGAACACUUCAUGAGAAUCUCUGUCUUUUUCUCUACUAUUUUCUACAGCAGCAGUUUUGUGAUGGUGGUAGCUAAUUACGAUAACCUCCACUCAUCUCUGCCUCCAGCCUUUUGUGUUUUGAAAAGAGAAGGCUGGAGAUCUAGUAGGCUGUUGAAACACCUACACACACACACACACACACACCAGCUCUCUCUUCCACACCAAUACUUGUAUCACAAUGCACAGACAGGACCCGUGAUUUUAGUUGUUUUAUUCAGGAUUUUUUGGUCUCAUCAAGGAAGAGUUUGUGGAGCCGCUUCCUUGAUGGCGACUGGGCAAGAGAUGUGAGGGCAGCUGGAGAAAGUCCAGACAAGAGGAUAUCCGCUUUUCUGAUAGAAGUUUUACUACUUUGUGUUGAACGUUUUAAAGGGGAAAAAAAAAAAUCUGCCUACCAGCUCCUCCAAAUUACAUUCUUCCCUCUCACAAGCCUGACGUUUGUGGAUGUGUUUAGUUGAGCAUGUGAUUUAUAUACUUGGCUAUAAUUGGACAAUUAUGUUCUCCCAUUGCCACUGUAGUGGGCGUCAUUUUCAAGUCCAGGCACCUCUUUGAGAUUCAACCACGUUGAAUGAGAAAGCAGUUCACCGCCUUCACCGCCAUUUCCCCACAUUUGUUUCAGGAGCUAACGGCUCGGCUGCUAACCGCUGUGCUUGCUUCCCAAAGGAGUCGAAAAGAGCACUAUCGGUUUGUCUCUGGGUCGUCACUCCCGCAAAGACAAUUGAACUUAACUUAACUUCUUCAGGUCACACCGCUGUGUAACUAUAGGAAGUAAUAAUAACCGAGGUGCAAAGAAGCAGGCUUUGGCAAUCAUGCGUCUUGAUGGUAUCAAGCUCCUGAGACACCGGAUCGUUCCUGUAUACAAAGUGAUACCGCUAACACCUCAAUGUUGUUUAUAGCACGCAGAUCCAGAAUCUCAAGAGUGUGCGAGUGUGAUUUGUUUCAAAUAGAUUUGCAGCUUUUGUCUCGUCUCAAGAUGUCGUUUACGUCAACUCAUAAUCUGCUGAUGGUUGUUUUCCUCACUCAUCACAAUAUCACAGUCACGUCUUUCAGUCUAAGCCUCAUUAUUUGGGUGAGAACAAAGCAAGCGGAUGUUUAAAGUGACAUUGCAGAGUUAAUGACGUUAAAUCUUUGUACAAAUCCAGGUUGCAAACAUAAGCUGUCACAACGGUUAUACAAACUGUGAUAAUAGGUCUGAUAUGUAAUGUCUGAGUGAUUCAAAUUCUUUACUUUCAUUUGAUCUGUUGAACACAGUGACACAUUAAUUUAACUUGGUGACAUGUUCAUUACUGUGGGAAACGCUCUCCGACAUGAAAUAUUGGUGCCACCAAAUUAUGCGCCCAUGCCACUAAUGGGAAAAUGUCAGCCACGGCAGGAGCAAAAAAAUCGAGGUCUUUGGGGGUUUUGAAUUCAAACAAGUCGUUGCCUGGUUUAAUUGCAGUGUGGUUUACUGUGAAAUUGUACGAUUGCUACCUUUUUGAAUUUGCAGAGCAGAUAUUACACAAAGCAUAUUUCAGUUCAUGCCCACAUUCAGCCACACUUCUGCUUGUUGUUUUGUAGAUGUUGCUUGAUUUUGGAGAGUUGCUUCUUGCGUUUUUCUGAUAUCUGACACCAACUUUGACAGCAUGACUGAUCAAACUACAGUGUAAUCAAAGGCUUCAUCGCAUGUAGCGUAUAUAGGCCACAUCGUUACUGUCAGCUUGGAAGAAUGAGUUUAUUUUAUUCAUGUCAAGUGUUCAUCAUGAAAUAUGUCUCUCAAGUGUCAUAUUCAAUCAGAUAUUAUCCGUAUCCAAAUUCAGAGCCUAUCUGUGAUUGAGAGAUUGCCUCCACACGGCUCUCAACAUGGCGACGGCGGAGAGCGACUGCCUUCUCUACUCGGGAUGCCAUUGCUCCACUUCUUUGCUGCUUUUUUUAAUGCUCUGAAUUUCAAAUGUAGCACCUUUUUGCUGUGUAUUCACUUUGUAAAACAUCACAUGGAGGAGUUUCCUGGUGGCAGAGGAAGACUCUGUCAUUAGUUCACUCUUUUGGGAAAACCUUACAGGGAAAGAGAAGGCAGUGGCUCUUUUUGAAAUAGUUUUUCUUCACCAUGGGGGUGUCACACAGAGCUGCUCCACCCUGGCUCUCUGUUUGUCUGUGUAAAUGAUUGUCUGGGUAUAAAUAGGCCGACAGUCUGGCAGGGCCAGGUGGUCUAAUCUGCCGGUUCAGCGUCCCGCUCUCUGCCUGGCAAGGUGGUGUUUGUCCUCACGUUAACAUUGGCCUCAGUGUUCCCAGAUGGGCUGCUUGUUGUAUGUUGAUGAAAAGGUGGCCUCACUCACAGAUACAUUUUUUUAUCUUUUAUACACGGGAGACAUCUGAUAUUUCAAUAAUUGGAAGGCAUAAUAUCAAACGUAUCAUUCGUGUUCACUUACGUGUUGACAUUUGAAAGAGUGUGAACUACAAACUAAAGCUGCAACAAUGAAUCGAUUAGUUGACUGAUAGAAAAUGUACUAUUUUAAUUAUGUAUAUUAAAUGUUAAAGCCAUUUCUCAAGUAAAUAUUUAAUGGUUUCAGCCUCUCAAAUGUGAAAAUGUGCUGCUUUUUAUUGUCUUAGCAUUAUGGCAAACUGAAUAUGUUCAAGCUCUGGAUUGUUGGUCGGAUAAAACAAAACAUAAUUUGCAAGAGUCAACGAUUAAUUAAUUAUUUUAGAAGAUAAUUGGCACAUUAGGGCUUAAUGUUUCACUUUUUCAUAAAAGGCAAACUCUGCUUGCCUUUUAUGUAAAAGAAGCGGAAACGUAGGAUUUAACUGUUUCUUUUACCCAUAUGUAAUGUUUAUUGUUCUGUUUUUAAAGAGAGAAAUUGUCAAUGCAUUCACUUAUGUCUCCUUGUAUCCAAUUUCCUGCCACCUGGAAACAGUAUGGCUGCUGAAUACUCAGCCUAACAAGGUUUUCCCCCUGGUGACAGUUUGGGAACAGCAGGAGCAACAACCAUCGUUACUGUGUGGUUACAACAACCUGACACUUUUUUUUUUUUUAACUUUUGGAUACAUUGUUCUUAUAGUGUACGGUAACCGUUACAGGCAAUUAUUUCAAGCUUGACUCCCUCUGGGCAUGGAGAUAUUGAUUUCUUAUCAUCUGGUUUUAUAUACUUUGGUUAGUAAAACAAUAACUUUCAUCCGUUAUUUUUCAGUUUUUGGUGGCCAAGCCGGUUUAACCUUUUCCCCCCCUCGUUCUGUCUUGUCCCUAAGUCGUCGUGUCCGUCUCCCCCGCCAUCACUCUCCCCCAACCUAAAUCGUCUCCCAUCAGAGGUGCCAACAUGUCACCGGCAGCGCUAAAGUCUAAUAGCUAUGGGAACAUUUUCUCUGACACCUGCGGCAAACAUGAAGCCUGCUGGGCUGCGGGGAGAACAGAGGGAGGUUUAUCUGGGAUGGCAGGCCUGGCUUGCAUCCCCAUGCCGGCAGAGACGGCGGCGCUGAGCUCGGCGCUUUACAGCCAGAUAAGGCCCCCAGACAAAGAGGCACCGCGGAGAGACCCCCACUCACUACAACGGAGGGGACGGGACGAGAUGUGUGACUAACAAGCCUCGACAGUUUGCUCCAGUUAAAUACCCGACUUUCAGCCUCUGAGUUAGUAGAAGUUAUAGGUGUAAAACUAAAGGUAGUCAUUAUGCAGAACGGAAGAUCUCUCUCUCUCUCUCUGUCUGUAUAUAAAAGUAGGGCAAAAUGGCCCCCAAAAAAUCAUCUUUAAAAAGCCUCUUCACAAUAUAUAAAAUAUCAACUGCCUGAUUAGUCUAUUUUUUUUUGUUUUUGCCAUUUUGUGACAUUAUGUAAAUGUUUCAUCACACUGGUGUUUAACUCACUGAUUAUUGGUCACAUUAUUGUGCACAUGUGACAUGGAGACAGAUCAUGCCUCAUAAUAAGAGUAGUAGUUCAUAGUUUAUUUUUCACAUUUCUCAGUGAGAGAGAAAUGCGGUUAUUAUUUUAGCUAGAAGUGAGUGUGUGUGUGAGUGCGUGCGUGCGUGCGUGCGUGCGUGCGUUUAGGCUGUUUGUCGGUGAGUAAAUGCUACAACACUUCAAGACCCAAGCCAAGUUCCUGUGUCUUGCCACCUGCUGAUUAAAGGGUCACCUGUGCCCCAGGUUCACUUAAGGUGGACUGACCUUUAAGGUGGACCAGCUAUUCUCAUUUUAAUGACAAGCUGCUCACCAGCUUUUAGCAGCGACCAGACCUUCAACAGCAGGUCAAUUUAUAUUCUUUUCAUUCAAAAGAAUAGAUUUUUUUUCUUCUUUUAAAUGUCUGGAAGAGCCCAGUAAUACAAUUGUCAAAUCAUGUUUCAGUUUCUCUUUGUGAGUUGCUAUGAAUGCACCUGAUUGUUUUUUUUUUUUAUGGGCAUAUGAUAUCGUCAAAAUUAGCAAAGCCACCUUGACUGCGAUCCUGCUCCUCGUCGUGAUCUUUGCUUUCUAUCGCAGUGAAUGAAACCAUCCAAAUACGGAGGCCGCUCAGAAUAGUCUCAUUGAAUGAGACAAGGUGAACCUUUUCACUGUCGCCGUGUAUCACGAAAUGAACAAAAGCAUGUUAAAACUUUUCCUGUGAGGAGUACAAUUAAAGCACAAUAUUGCCUGAUCAUGUACAAUACAUCCAUUUGGCGAUGUGGUGGUAAAAUAAACUGCUGAACUCAGACGGUGGUAAAUAGAAACCUGAGCCGUCGAUAUAAACAACAGGACUCCAGUUCUCAGGUGUGUAAAAAUGUCAUGCUGAGUCCUUUCUUCUAUGUCAAGACAACAUGUUAAGACAGUGUACUGUGCUGUAUUUGAAAUCUUUAGGAUAUACCACUACACACUGUGUGUUAUCUGUGAGUGGGAUGACUAUAGGUGGUGUGCAGACUAUAGAAUAUUCUCGUGUUCAGUGCACGCUGACACUUUACAGCCCAUUAUGUACAAAAAGAACUGAAUCCCUUUUGACUUUCCGAAGUAACGCAUGAUUGCACAAAAGCAAUUAUAUCGACAGGCACAGAUUUUUAGUUCUUUAUUCCACAUUUGCAGGGAGCUUACUUUAGCGAGCACCUUCCUCGGGUAGAUCUUCCCUUCUUUUUUUUUUUGCAAUAUCCUUCGUCUGCAUUGCAUCAACACUGCACAUUAACAAGUCUUUGAAGGAUGAAGCCACAGCUAGAGCUCGGGACUCUGAAAUCAGCUUCUUUGUUGGGCAAACCUUGGCAAGCAAACUUGAGUCACACAGUGUGCCACGAGACGCGUGCUCCAUCCAGCCUGUAAUCAUGAAUAUAGUGGAUUUAUCUCCAAACACUUGGAUGUGACCGGGAAUAAGGCAGGUCAGGAUAGAGUGUGCAUCCUCUAAGUCCUUUCCCACAUCUUCAUGCAGAAAUAAACAUGCAGCUUGUAUUUUCAUGGUUAAUUUUAUGUGUUCUUGCGAUAAGCAAAAGAGGUUUAUCAACGCAGACUGUUUUCUGGAUUGAGUUAAGUUUCCCCCGAAUAGUGCACGCCUUGUAUUGAGUCCUUACUCUGCCAUAGUGAAUGGGUAAUCCAUUGUAGCUAGUUAUUGUACUUCACAGCGGCUUCCAACACAAUAUCGGUCUAUUUCUUCGCCAAUGUCGAAGCAUGAAAAGAGAAACUCAUUUGGCAUGGGUCACCUCAUGUGACCAACAUCUUUUCAAAAAGCAAAUGGAGAAAAUAGUCAUUCAGAUGAUUCAGUUUUUUAUUUAAUUAAUUUUUUUAUUUAUUGUGUGUGUGUCGGCAUACGAGGUUCUGCUUGUCUGGCAAGAAAUUAACUUUGUCACGGCGGCCCGAGACAAUAGCAGGCAGGAAUUGCUGAGCCUGAUGUUGCACUCGGGAACAGUGAAGUCAUUUUGCUCCAGUAGACCACUUAAUAGCUUUAGCUGAUGCACAGUUUGGAAAUCCAUCAGUCAAUUGGGCCAGACAGAGAUGGGCAGUCUUGAGAGUGUCAGCAUGCUCAGUAUGGGGAGGAAACGGGUUGCAGGACAAUGGAGCUGCUCUCAUUAUGAGCUCCAGUCAUAUAGAUGCAUUAACUGCACAAUAUCAGCCAAUAAUGGUUUGAUCCAGCAUCGACACGGUGCUGCUUGAUUCUGUGUCGUGUGCCGUGAUAUGAGACGACCGGUGCAGCUUAUUUCACAGCUGUGGUGUGUUUUAGUGUGACUGCUUCAGUUUUGAUUGCACUGCAGAUUUUACACAUCAAUGUCUGUUUACAGGUCUUGCAGAGUACUAUUGCAUAUGAGAAAAAAAGUUGUAUAAAACCAUUCAUUGUCAUUUAGGUCAGCUUAAAAAUGAAAAAUAUGGGGAUGUGGAGUUAGAAAGACGUGCUUGAUGCUAGUGGUUCCAGGCUACAUUAGCCGCUACUAGCAAUACACACCCAAAUCUCCAUCUGAACCCUCCAAGGUCAAGUUGCAUUGUGGGUAAUGGUGGCACAAGGGAUGCUAAUUCAACUUUUUUAACCAACCAUUAACCGACACGGUUAGUGCCUAACAAGCCGCCCAGCUACAACGAUAUCUGAUGCAUAAAACGGGUUGAAUCCAUCAUUUAGCAACACAGCAAAACAGGGAGAGUCAGCGGCUACCAUGUUGCGUGCAUUGUUAUGAACACACGCAGCCACUUUCCCACUAAGUCUCCACUGCAUCUAUUAGUUUAGCUGCGAGGUUUAAGCUGCAAGUCUUCCCGACAUCAGCUGUCAGGGUUCCUGCCAGUGUGUUGCAAGUUCAGCGUAAAGACAGUGAGUGUCCGGUCAAGAGAGUGAGUGUGUCGAUGAGUAUGAUGUUAACAGUAACGUUAUAGCUGUGAAUGUAGCCGUGCAGUGUGUCUACAGCGGAAGCCACAACAACGGCUGAUUUAGAGUGAAGGUGCUUAGCUCUGAAGUUAGCGACGACUCUGACUCACUUAAAGUGGGCUGACCAUUUAAGGUGGACCAGCUAUUCUCCUUUUAGCUUUUUACAUUUUUUCAUAUUUCUUUUAGCUGUUUAACUGAAUUGGUCAGUCAGAAUUCAAAUUGUCGGUUAAUGGUUAAAUGUUUUUUUGGGGGUUUAUUUGGUUACGAUGCACAUUAAUAAAACAUGAAUGUAAAUGCGCCAGAGUUAGCCAAGAGGCUAGUUUUCAUCAAGUUAAUUAUUAACUUGCUUAGUAGGCGCUAUACUUUGAUGAGAAGAGAGAAUAAGUGGGGAAAAAAAGAGAUUUUUUUGUUCUACUGCAUUGAUUUUCAUCCUUUUUUUUUUUUUUUAAAUGUUACUAUUGUGAGUCCGACUAUAUAUGGUAAGCGCAAUGCUGAAUCUGUGGAUCGGCUUUACACCAUCGGCUAAACACCUCAUACUCCAACAAGUAGUUCCCCGCAAGGAAGCCUUUCUGAAUAAAUCUCUACUUUAGGCACACAUCGUAUCUAAAUGAUCCAAUUUUUUGUUGAAAUAAGUUUGACCGAACGUUAUUAAAAAUCCCAACCCCAUAUGGAUUCCCUCUAUCUUGUCAUCGUGUGGACGGGAGGGCAGACGACCCGAGCCUGUUGUGUCAGUCUGUGAGGAUCUCUUGUCAGUCCAUUAGGCUCCCCGCUAACCUCAGUGUCGGCACUCUGAUCCGACUAGUUAGGAUUGCGGGCGCAUUGCCGCCAAUGAAGUCACCGACCUUAGGGAGCCUAAUCAGCCGUGGUGAUGGUGCUGGGUAAUAUGAGGGAAUUGGUAUUCGCUGCGUCCCGAGUUUAAUUAUUUAUACUUUUGCUUCGAGGUAGAAAGCUGGAUUUGGUGAAGAGGUGAGUGACUGCAGCAGAGUACAUGACGAAGAAGAAGUCUUUUUAUCGUCAAAGCAGCAGCCUUUAACGACUCAUCUCACGGUGGCGUGGUCGUGUGUCGUUUCUCUUAUAAUUUAUUCUCACUGUGGCUGAUCUCUUCUGAAUUCAGUUGUCAAACUACAUUGUAAUCAUUCGAGGAAUAUCCUUAUGUAAGCAGAAAUAUUGAGGGCUGAGCAUGAAAGAUUCAAUAGAUGAGGAAGUCCUGCAGCCUACCGGAAUAACUUUAGCCCUUUUAUGUUACUCCUGGUUUUUAAGUACUGAUUGAAAAUGCUCAUUGAGGGUUAAUAUCUGUGUUGCCAUUUUAAUUUUAUUAGAAAUUUUGAUUGUUAUUGAUGUGAUUUUCAGAUAUUUGCUGGUUGGACAUCCUAAAGUGUUUGGAUUGGCUGUUUGUCCUAAAAACCCAGCAAUGCGCAGCUGUAGUUGUGCCAGUAUGCCGCACAGUUUCUCAUCACUGCUAAGCAGCUCAGUCCUCUUAUCAGAGGUGUGGAGACACGGUAAUCAGCCGUUAAGAGAGGAGCCUGCAUUAAGAAGCAGAGCAGGCUCAUCUGUCUCUCAAUCAAAGGCUGUGCACUCUGUUCUGUGCAUGCAGGGAACACAAUGGAGCAGCUGAAUCACAAACGUGCACUGGGCACACGGAUAGUAUUAUUUCAUUAUCACAACGAGUGACAGACAGAUCUGUAUUCUUUUAAACGUGUGGAUCAACAAAUCGACUGAGGACAUCUUUCAUCUCUUUAUGUCAGCUCACAGCCAGUCCAUGUGCUGGCGCAGGCAGAAACAGGAGCUGUUAACGGCAAAGACAGCUGCACACUCAGCUUUAAUUGCAUGACGAGUAAUUUAGGCGAUUAUACCUAUUUUAGCUUACUUAAAUGUUAAUCAAGCAACGUCUGACGGAGCUAACAGGACGGGGAAAUUGUAGAAAGCUUGUAGAAGUAUGUGUUUGUGUAGAAUGAAUUCUACUGCCUGUGGUCGUUGCUUUACAGCAUCCCACACACACCAACGCACACAUUUGUUGUAAUACAAGGCAACACUCUCCUCUCAUAGUGUUUUUGUUGCCUAAAGCCAUUUUAUUCAGUUACUAAUUGUUUAAAUUUCUUUGCCGACUUUUUUCUACUUGAUGUGAGUUAAAUACUCGCGUCCGAUCGACACACCAGAGCUGAAGACGGGGGUGUCUGCCUAUCUCACCCUCUCCCCUCUACACACAGAGCCUGCCAGGCUACUGAUUUAAGUCCUUGUGACAGGGAGAGCUGAGCCCCAUCUACCCCUUCACAUGCAAGACUGCUUUUUUAAACCUUUCUUUGCCGAGGAUUGGUUGGACUCGGCACCUCUGCUCUUUUUCCAGCAAGGCCCAGUAGCACGUAUAUUCAAACUGGGAAAGUAAUUUGAUAAAGACUGCUGGCCAUAUCCUCAACACUUUUGAGGCUACUGCCUCCAUUAAUGGCCCUAAUUUUAAGGAUAAGAUAUAAAAGCUUUGUCUGUUACUGGAUGGAGGCUGACGAUAAUUACAGAGACCUUAAUUAAACACAACACAGCAUUGUUCCUCUUUAUUGCCAUGUCUAGUAAUCAGUCAUUUACUCCUAAUACUCUCAUUAAGUCCCCCUCGUUGUCAGCCUUUGCCUAAUUAACUCAAUAAACUAAUGGCGCACACUUUUUCAGUUUUUUCAGAGGGAAACUUAUCCUCACUGUAAAAUUCUUUAGCCAGCAAAGAAAAACCGUGUCUGUUCCUCUCCCCCUCGUAUUAGAACUCCUCUUUGUGAGUGAAAUUCUGUGUUGUUUUUUUUUGGCACCUCUAUUCGAGAUCCUGGGCUGGAGCUCGCCGUGUGUCUGAGCGUGUGAGCGAAAAUGAUUUCCCCCGACCUCCAUCGUUGGCCAUGAAUGGAAAAGAUGGCGGCGCGUGUCUCCGGCUGUUAAACAACACACGCCGGCUCCCAGCACACUCGUAAAUUACUGCAGCGAAAGCCUCUCCCAAGACCGCCUUCAGUGAAAACGGUUCAGUCGGUGAGGCUGCGUCCCAUAACCGGCACCGCGGCUGUCAGUUAGCGGAGUUUGUGGCUCAGAGACCGGGACUGUGUUUACAAAUUCUAAAAAGCCACUCGGCUAGAUGCAUUAGUUUCUUUAUUGCCUGUAUUGUGUCACACGUAGAAUAGUUGUAUUUUCUGUGCUGUCUCCCUGUUGAAAGUACUUCAGGAUACCAAAGGUUCAGUGUGGGUGUUGUAACAGAAUAUAGCAUUUAAAGCUAAAAAAACAAAAUAAAUCUGCAACUAUCGUGGUACACGAUUAAUCAUUGAAGUCAUUUUCUAAUCCAAAAGGCCAUUUGAUGGUUCCAGCUUCUCGAAUGUGAGAAUGUGGUGCGUUUUCUUGUCCAACAUUAAAGUAAAUGUAUUCUGGACUGUUAUCUGAUAUCAAGACUUUUGAUGACAUCCCCUUCUCUCUGGUAAACUGAUAUUUUUCACUGUGUUUUUAUAGACCACGUGAUUAAUGGAGAAUCAACAUAAUCGGCUGUCGCAGCUUUAUAGUAUCCGCCUAUGCCUAAAUUAAACAUACUGGAGGGUAACCAGUGCUCUGGGAUGGCCUCUUAUCCACCUAAAGAUUCCGAUUGGCUCCACUAGCUCCUCCAGUCAGUGAAGUAUGUUCACUCUGCAUUGUGUAACUCCACCAUGACACCAAAGCUGCAGGACUUGUCUCAGCGUUUCCAUGAACCGAAGCUGCAAUUUCAUUUGUCAUUUGUGGAUGCACACAUUUCUAUUGCCUUUCCUCACACUCAAGGGCUUGUGUCCUGUCUUGGUGGUGAGAGGAAAUAGUUGCGUGUUGCUCCUCUGGCUGUGUCUGUUAACAUCGGGGGGAAUUGUUUUCCUGAUCAGAGGUUUCAGCCUGAGCUGCGUCUGAACGAUGGAAGAUGCACUUUCUUCCUCCUCGAUGGUUAUUCGGUGGAGGACAGUGGACACGUCUGCUCUGCUCUCUCUGUCCUCUAUUUGCCUUCUUUUUUUUUUAACAUUUCAAUAUUUAUUUGUUAUAAUGUACAAAGCUAAACAUCUAGUAUAACGUCAACAAGACGACACAAGCAACUCAUCUGCUGGAAGAAAUGCUAUAACAAUGAUUUAUAGCCCACAUACUGCUUCUGUUUUUUUAUGACUCACUGCUGAAUGGAGUGAAUAUCUGUAGUUUUUAAAAUUGUUUACACGAACUGUUUCCGGAUCAGUUCACUGUCUGAAUGAUAUGAUUUGAACAUUUAUGGGAAAAAAGAUCUACAGCCACGUCUUUUAGGAAAGCACCCGCAGGGCUCGGAUGACUGCUUGUGUGUUUUUCGGUUUUUACAUCGUGGCCUCACACAUAUUGCAGCGUAGUGCUGCUGCUCAUUAACACACACACACACUGUACCACAUGCAUGUUGGCAAAGGCGUGGGAACAGUUUGGGCUGUAUUUUCAGUGUGUGCUUUUGUGUGUUGUCUGCAGUACUGUGUUAAUUGUAGGACAAUUGUGAUUAUGGGAAGGAUAGCAGAAAGAGCCACAUCACUACAAACAUGACGCACGCUUCUAUCCAGUGAAGCCUUUUCAUUCCCACACCCACGGGUGACAUCUGACAACUGCAAAGGUUCCGCUGUCAUUACUCAUACACGCAACCAACAGAAUAACAUCACAUCUGGUAAUAGAAUUACAAAAGGUGUAUUAUAAAAUAAGUCUUCCACGAAGUUUGUGACCAAAACAUUGACAUUGCAUAGUAUGUGUACCUCGAUCCACUGUUCUUUAGUUUAUCACCCCUCAGUGUAAUGACCACAAAGAUGCUUUUAAAAAGCUCCGCCUCCAGGUUAGCAACACAGCAAACAUAACCACGGUCUGAUAGUUUUACUUUUUUGUUUACGUCAGUUAGAAAUGAUAAAGCAAACCGACAUUGAGUGGGAACAUUUUUGGAGAGUUGAGGCUGGAAAUCCUCGUGCUGUUUCUCUCGGAAGAUAAUGGAAAUGAUUAAUGCACAUGUGGUGUAACAAGAUUUCAGCUCUAUUCCCAGGUGCACUUUAAAAGACAUUACAUUAAAUCUGCUUCACCACAGAGUUAUGAUACAGUUUGGCGUUCCUAAGUAACCAAAAUCAAGGGUUCUCAACAGUAGACCUAAAUAACAAACUGUCUAUGUAACAUCUGGAUUUCUAUCAAACUGUUGCUUAUUAAUAUGGUUAAUCGUAAAUACGGGUAAAGAACAAGACUCAUUUUAAUUAAAUAUUUUAGUGGUACAAGAUGACUUAACACCUCAUUGCCUGACAUCACCUGAUGUCAACAAUGCAGAGGAUAUUUCAUUUGUUAUUUGUAUGCAGUGCUGGUCAAUGUAAAUUAGAGACGCUUGCGCAUUUCAGACACAUUUCUGUGCGUUUCUGUGUUUUAGAAACACACAGAGUUAUUAUCAUUUGGUUGUGCUUUUUUCGUCCUCUACCUGAUGCUGUGGACAUAAUUUAAUGAUCCCAGACAAAUGUAAAAACCUCCGAGCUUUCUCUCCGUGUGUGAGAUGAGGUGCUUCAUCACAUAGAUAAGCUCGCAGGCUGAGGGACGGCCACAGCAGAGAAAAGGCACACGAAAACCGCCUGUGACCGACCGAUCGGUUCUUGUGAAGUUCGUAUGAUUAAUCCAACGUCGCAAAUUUUUACGGAGGGCGAUUUGGUUGCUGCCUUUCCCAGGCUGCUGUUUCCCUGCUGUGGAGACAAAAGAUGAAUGAACCUAUCGGGGCUAUUAUCGGGGGUAUCUCCCUUCUCCAUCACGAUGGGGGGCAGUAGACUCCGAUAAUCCUCUCUUCACUGAGGGGAUCCUCUAAUCCCUGCUAGACGCGGGUGUCUGGCCUCGUGCAUUCCUCAAGAUGACUAAUGUACCGAACGGCGUGUGGAAAUGCAUAUGAAAAGUGAACUCGUAUUUACACAAGGCUCAACGCGCGCAGCAUUAACUGAAUGAUAAAUACCUGUAGCAGGGGAGGCACAGUGAGCAUCUAAUGGCAUUUUGAAACAGUUAAACUGACAUCGUUGCACAUACUGCGUAUUGAUUUACCAGUUAAACAAGAGCAGUACAAUGCUAAGAAAUAAGACCAAACAAUCGUCAAUCUGUACACACUUUUCAGCAACUUGUGCUUAACCAGCCACCUAACUGAUUGUUUGUACCUUCUUUCUCAUUUCGACAAACAAUUUGUUGCAUUUCUUCUCCAAAGAAAAUCGAUUUGCUCUAUUAUAAUAACGUCUGCAAAGUUUGUCUGCAUGAAACUCUGUUUACAAAACUGUCUCCACAGCUUUUGUGCCCACUCCGAAGGUUGCAUAUUGAUAAGCGCGCCGGGAUCUGAAUCACAAUUUCAGACGGUAAUUUCAAAGUCCAGUGUGAAAACUUCUCUCCUCCCAGCUCCUCUGCUUCAUUCGUAAUCAUCAGCAUACACAUUUCCUCAGGUUAGCUGCUCGGGCUUCUCCUAGCUGUAGAAAAGCACUUUGGAGCUAAGUGUGUGGGAAUGAAAAAUGUCGGUAAUAACAAAUAUGAUCGGGACUGAGGGUGCCUUAAGAUUGAUGAAUGCCAUUUGGGUUUUUUUCUGCCCACAAAGGAGUCAUUUUCUUUGCACCCCACCCCAUCAUUUCAUUUCCCCAAAUUAAAAAUAGCUGUCAUUAUUCUUCCGUAGUUUAGGCUAAUGCCAUCGUGAUGGUGAAUAAGUAGCCAGUUUGUCUCUCCUCACAGCGGGAGUGUGUGCACUCUCUCGUUGGCCUUGAUUUCUCUUUGUGGUUUCUAAGUACACUACAGUCCUAAUGUCUGAAGACUAAACAGUAGGUCUGAUAGUUUGUUGUCUGUCAUACAUCAUCUUCAUCUGUUAGUUUAGCUUUACUGCAUGCCUCGUACCUACUAAACCUUUACGUUGGAUAAAUUAAGUUCAUCUGUAAAUUGUGUGCUCAGUAGUUGGUUAAAAACCAGCACUCUUAUUUGUUUAAUUACAGAAUUUGUGUCAGUGCUCUCUUAGCUGUUUGGGAUUUCUUUCAUUAUGUGGAAAAUAAGGACUGCAGACCAUUAAAAAUGGGCUCAGAUGUGUUAAAAGGGGUUCUAGUUACGGGAAUAGCGUUUAUUUUGUUUUCUCAUCUGAAAAUAUUCAUGCUUGGAGAGCCCCCAUCUAAACACAAGCCAGUGGUUUAAUCACGCUCUCUUUUCCCCCCCAUCCCUCAAACUUUGUUUUUUUUUAUUCCCAUCUGCAUUGUUGUCUCUAUUGAAAACAUGUGGAAAAAGCGAAACAAUUGUGCAUUCGCUCCUAAACAUCCCCUCGCUGCAUCCUGUGAUGCCGGGGUUAAUCUAGUGUUAUCAGAUUGUCUCUACUGACUCAUAUCAGGAGGUCAGCGGUGUUGAUAAGGACGCUUUAGUAAUUAAUUUGAUUAUAGUUGUAUUUUGUGAGAAUGCUGGCCUUCAGCAGCACUACUUUUGUUCUGUUGCGUCGUCUGUAUUCAGCACAACAGACACAGUAUUUGUGAUGAACAGCUCAGAACUCAGAGGGGGCAAGAAGGCUUCAAAUACAUCACAGGAGUAUGCUAAUCUGAUGCUAAUCCCAACGCUAAUCUGAUGCUGACAGAGGUGCAGGUUGUGGAGUUAAUCACUGGGACUGUGAUUUCUUUAAAACUUGCAAUGAGAAAUGACAUUUUGUCACCAAAAUAUAUAACCCCAACUAACAUACAAAUAUGAUUCAUGGAUGUUUUACCUCGACCGUCUUAUUUCUCUUUAAAUUGAAUUUAACUGGACCAAGCUGCAGUGUAACAGUUACAAAAACAUGCAGAAAUAUCCAGCCCUGACUCCUUUUAAUUAUGUUCACAAACUUUACUACCACUUUAAAUAGGCUGCUUUGUGGAAACACAAUAUCACCCAGAUUGUGUUUUUAUCAGCAUAGUGGCAAAAAACCGAUUCUGCUGAAUGCGUCUGUGAAAAAUGAAAUUAUUGAAAGUUAAUGUUGAUUCUCUUGGUCAUCAAUUCCAACAUUAUUCCGUGGAUGAUAGGAAUGCUGAACUGUGUGAGCAACUCAUCACGUCGUGAAUGUGUGAAGAGAACAGGUUGCAGAGUCUUGCAUGCAGAGGAGCUUUCAAACAUGGCAUCAAGAUGCUAUUGUGCCUCUCGUAUACAGCAUGUGUCGGCAUGAAUGCACAUACACGUCAGGAUAAGUGAUAGAAAUCUUAUCACUGCCAAACAUGGAAGGAAGAGAAUAAAGGGAACUGCUGUGACAUGAGAUAUUUUGUCCGAUGGGUUCUACUUUAUUUGACGGGUACAGUACAUUGUGCGUGUGUGCGCUUGUACACGCUCUAUGGAAUAUGUAUUGUAGUGGGCUGAGAUUAUUUUUGUUAUGCAAGUCCAUAUGGGUUCAGAAAAUGGUGAAAAAGAGCCCAACGUUACGUGUUCCAGUUGCUUGUUUGUCUCAAGUGACACAAUAGAAAUCCUCACUUUUGAGAAGCUGAAGUCACAGAAUGUCUGGCAUUUUCCCCUUCAAUCAAUUGCUUAAACAAUGAUCACAAUUUUGUAUUUGUCACCUUAUUGUUUAAGCCCUAUUGUAUGCCGUCUAAUUAUGUGUCGUCUGCUUCUAGUACAAGUUAAUUCAAUUCCAUAACAGAAGCAAAAGUAUUGAUACUAAAAAAAAAAAGUCCACUAAAGAGCAUGAAGCACAAUCAGUGGAGCCCCGAAACUGCAGAAAACCUGCAGAAAGCAGAAGGAAAGUCUCGCUCGUGCGUUCUUUCGGUAGGUAUUCGGCGGCUGCCGUCAGCAGAGAGGAGCGCUGUGACCUUCUCAGUGGCCUGAGAGUGUGUUGGCGUGGCAUGACUGAUGCAGAUUAUCAUAGCUGGAGAAAGCCAAUUACCGUGGUCAUCAUAGCACCCUCGGGGGCCCUUUUCAGUGGAAUGAAAUGCAUUACAGAAUUCUAUGCGCAUCCUUUCCGGCAGCGUUUUUGUAUUUCCUCCACGCCGAUCCGCCCAGUUUGAGUGUUAAUAGCGCAGUCGAUGGGACCCUCCCGCGCCUCAGAGCCCUCUUUGGCUCGGAUGAGCUUCUGCUCCACAAAGCCGGGAGGUCGUGCCUCUCGGAGAAGCGGAUGAAUUACGUUCUCCUCUGGUUGUCGUCUCUCGCCAUUCAAGACAAAGCCCCUUUUUAUUUCGGCCCCUUCUUAACCAGUCUCAGUGAGCGUCCUUGAAUGACUUCAUGAGGGGGAAAAAGUCUGGUUGCAGAGUUGUGAUGGAACAGAACAAACAGCAACAGAUCAGACCUUUUGUUCUCCUUGUUUUUUACCCCCAAUACAGAUUUGCUACAAGACCAGAGAAGCUGAGAUCACACGCGGCAACGCUGCAUAGCAUGUACAAAGACCACAGAUCAAGCAGAGUCUGCGGUAAGAGGCCUGAGUGCACCUUCUAAAGGUCUUAUUCUGUGUCUAUCUCAGAAGCUCGCUGUCUUUUUAGAUGCCUCAGCCUCUGAACCUGCCGUUCUCCUUCCUGGAUUUGCAUUAUAUUCCUUUAUUUCAUGUUUAUUUUUGCCGUUUUCACUUUCUUUUUUGUUCAGACAUCAGAAUCCGCCGCAUCCUCUCAGUUACUAGUGUCAAGGCUUCUGAAUUCAAAGUGUUAAUCUCAUUCAAACUCAGACAUGUGAUCAUAGAGGAGUCUGACAUGGAGAGCAGUGUGACACACACACACACGCUGUUACAAAACUUUUGAAGCUCGAUGUUAAUAGAUCAGUCUUUUGCUUGUUUUUUUUGGGUGCUCAUGUGAACAGGUAGCUCAAGUCGAGAUUUCUGAACUUGCACGCAGUUAUUCACAACACACCCAAUGGCGGCUCAAUCUAACCAGCACAUUUACAGACGCUGUGGAAACCAGAGGGACGCAUCGUGAACCAGUAUGUACUGUUGCAGAUUUUUAUCUCAAGCUCAACAGUUUGUUCUUUGAUUGCUCAGCUAUAGUUAAUAGAUACUAAAUCCCUCACAUGGUUGUGCAUUCAUUCAUUGAGUACAUUUGCUUCCUAAAGAACUGUUUAAGGUGCAUCUCAAUCCCUUUAUGUUCAAUAACCUGCACAGCAUUGUGGGUUUUAGCCAUGCUGGUGACACUCUGUCCGUCAGAGGUCGGUGACUCCACCACUUUUGUUCAGACUCAAACAUCUUAACAUCUACUAAAUGGGUUUGCAUGGAAGUUUGUACUUUCAUGGUUCCCAGAGGAUGAAUCCUACUGACGUUGGUGAUCCCCUGACAUUUCCUCCAGGGCCACCAUGAGGCACCAAGAGGUUCUUCACAGCUAUCGAAUGGAAUACCAUUCAAAUGUUGUGUGAAUAACUUGCGUGGUUCCCUGACUAUAGCGCCAUCUCCAAUAUUUCCGUUUCAAACAAAAUACGCGCAAAACUAUUGACAUCCCCGUCAGCUUCAGCUGUGCUUCGUGGUAUGUGCUAAUUAGCUAAUGUUAGCAUGGUAAUGCACAAAUGCAAGACGGUGAACAUGGUAAACAUUACUCCUGCAUGACAUCAGCGUGUUGGCUUAAGCUGAAGGCACCACUGUGUUCAGCCUCACAGAGCCACUAGCAUGGGUGUAGACUCAGUGUUGUUACCUUGUGUCCUGUUGGGCUCUUUCUCUGCCUUAUUUCGCCCUUCUACCUGCCACUGAGCACCACACUAAAAACAGAAAAAAAGGAACGCUCGUACUCGUUGAACGGACAAUUAGCUGUUACGUAAUCCUGUUCAGAGAAACAUAUUUAAUAUUCAUUGCGCUAGGCACGGCUUUAAUGUGUCUCUGUGAGCCGCUAUUGUACUUUGAAAAACAACGGGACCCUACAGUACAUUGUUGGAGGAAAAGAAAUUGAACCAAGUGAGAAACUGACACUGCUUAAGCGAGAGGAAAGAGAGGGGGGAUGAGAAGCACCUCUCUCGCUGGGCUCCGGCCGAUGAGUGUGUCCUCCCCCAUUACUCUCACACAGCGCAAUAUGCAGGUCAGUCAGGUGAUAACGAAUGCUCUGUCUGAUACUCGGCCUCUUUCCCUCCCUCCUGCUCGUCUGGUCGGCUCCCUCUGUUGUAUCGUCGUCACCCUUUUACACUACACUGCAGCGUCUCACACAGUAUUUAGUGUAUUCACCUUCAGUGGGUUUAAUUAUCUGGCAAUGUCCCUCAGUUCAGUCAUGUUGGGCAGUUUAUGAGGCAAUGAAGACGUCAAGUCUCUUCCUUCAUUGAUUAAACACUGACUUAUGGCCAGAGUCUACACACUUUCUCAGCUAAUUUUGUGAGUUUAAAGGAACAAAAAGAGAGAAGACACCUUUGUGGAUCGAUCACUCGCCUUGAGUGUCCACAGUGCGCUCAGGAUUGGACGAACUACUCAAAUUCUGUGCACACCACCCCCCCACCGCACGACCGUCUGCAACAAGAAGGGAGGUGAUAAUGCAUUCAGCCAGCGCUUUGCUAAAAUACGUGGUGCUGGGUUCCAGGUUUGAUGUGGUGACAUUCCUCGUAAACUGUUUUUUUUUUCUUCUUCUCAUGUUGAGAAUGAAGCGUUUUGAUUCGUAGCAUGAAAUACCAGCGACGCUGGUCCUUCAAAGCUAGAUGUGGUUUCUGUCAUGGUAAGAGAUGGACUGCAGCCGGAUGUACAAAAUCCAAAAUUUUUUUGAUGAAAUACGAUUGAAUUACUACUUGACUGGAGAGAAUUCAGAAGAAAAACAAUAAACGUCAUAUUUGCAUUCAUGUUUUCAUUUAACAUGUCACAGCAACUCAUUUUAUGCAAAAGCACAGCUAUUUCCCAUUAUAUGCAGAUAUGCACAUGACUAUUGUGUUACAAAGGGGGCCAAUGGUUUCCAGAAUCAACUAAAAUGUCGCUGCUGUCUUAAAGACAACAGGAUGUCCCACAGUGGCUGUUUUGGCGACUUCUUUGACCCACAUUUACACUCACUGUUCGUCUGGUAUUCAGAAUGACGCCCAUAUUUCACGAUUACAGUCAUCAGAAGAGAGAUGACUAAUGCGUUGCCAGAAAAUACAACUCAUUUGACAUUUACUAGUUUAUUAGCGAGGCGCUUGUACUCUUACGAUUCACGGCUGCUGUUAAAUCUGCAGGUGUAGAUCAGCACGUAGUUUACUAUGUGAAUGGAUAGAUGUGCGGAAAAAUAAAUGGGUCUUGUUGUUGUUUUUCAAACUCAGAGCGAGUUUCCACUUUAGGGUCUCCAAAGUCUCUUCAUCCCACAUUCUGCCGCCUUAUUUUUGUUGACCUCUUGGUGGCAGCUAGAUGUCUGUCUACAAGACUGUCUUUGUGUGAAUGUUGACUUGGGGGUUUGAGCCUGUGUGCGGCUGAUGGCACAUUUGCUUCCAGGAAUCACAACCAGCUUGCUGUGCCACACAGCUGCCAGGACGCAGCACGGUGCCCACCCGCUCUCGUAAAACCGCUUUUGCUCGUAUCAGAGGACCUGCAGGAUUUGAAUGCAGUGCAGCAACGUUGUCGAACAAACAAACACUGAUUUGUGAUCACUCCUCUUUUUGUGUGUGUGUGUGUGUGUGUGUGUGGCGAUGCAUGAGUGGUGUUUUGAGUCAAGUGAUUCCCUGGCUGUGAAUUAUGGCCGGGCAGCGAGUGCUGUUUAACAACAUUUCAGCGGUGCAGAGGGGUUAACAGUUAUUUUGCUCUCGGUUUGAGACUCAUUGCCAUCAAUAUUCAUGCUGAGGGUAAAUUCUCCAGUCAUAGGCCCGGCCUCCGUUUUGGAUUUAGCCUAAUCCGGUUUCCAGAACAGAUGCUGUCGUCAUAAAGGCACCGACUGUACUCUAACUCCCUCCUCUCCUCUUCCUCUCACGGCAAACAUGGCUCUGCAUCUCAGAACACGUUGGAUUCAGUUACACUUGAUGGCAUCCUGCCACUCCUACACAACUCAUUAAAUUCCUCCCAGGCAGGAACACACCAGUACGUGAACUGGGACACCGUGAGACUCACCUAAUGAGGUGCGACGAGUCACCGCAACCUUUCCUGUCCAGACGAUCAUCUGCUAACCAUCAGUCAGGGGGCAGGGAUGUGAGGUAAGGAGGAGGAGGAGGGAUAGGUAAUUAGAAAAGGGAAGGAUUAAGGAUGAUGGAGGUCAAAGAUAACUAGCAAGAAGCCAAAAGACAGAGAUGUCCAACAUCGUCGGGACACAUUUCCGUGCUGGCCGUCUUCCUGCGUGGAGGGCAGUGAAGUUAACGACAUUAUUCACUCGUGCCUGAGCUACAAACACAUUUGUGAUCUCAAAAUGGACGACGCCAAAUACCGUCGCAGUCACUUUAAACGGCUUUCCUUCCCGUCUCUGAAGGCCUCGUGGAGCUGCUACCUGAGCCCCUUUUGUUUGAUUGGAAAAGGGCAUAUUGGUACAGAGUAGAGCACUCGAACCAAGCGAAAACAGCACUGUGUGUGAUUUGGCAAGUUACUCGAUGGAGACAAACAGUGCCGACACCUCACAGGACAAAUAGCCAUAAAUGUUUAGUGAAAAGGGAACUAUUGAUGAAAGGAGUGCUGGUUGGGAAGAAGGCUAUUCCUCCCAGAGGCCUGAUUUUACUACGAUAGCUCAGAUUUCAUAAUCAGUAAUUGAAUUUGAAUAAUUAAUUUUAUGAAACACUUCCCUGUUAAAUAAACAAAUGAGCAUGAGAUCUUAUUUAACAGAGUUGACCAUUCUAUACAUUUUUCUUUAAUAUUUCAAGCCUAUCUGACGACAUGAGUUCAUGAUUUAUGGAGCUUUUAUCUGUUUUCUUUAUUUUUUUUUCACAGAUGGUGAAAUCUUUCGGCCAGAAUGAGUUAUUUCACCUCACUUUUAAGCAGUUUAUUUGACUAAAGAGGCCCGUAACGUCACCGAACACACACAUUCUCAUACGAAACCAUAAAAGCCGAACCGAGAAUGCUUUCAUCUGCUGAGGCAGGGAGGCAAAUUAGUGUUUGAUUUGAAUGUUUUGCUACACUAAGCAGGCCACAAAAAGAACAUCAUUGUUUUAAAAAAAAAAAAAGGAGACAUCAGAUAAACAUCAUUCCCUAGGGACACUGAAAUUGAAUGAGAGCAUGCACUGGCUGUUACUCAUUACUACUGGCUGACAGGGGUAAUUGAAUUCUGCCUGGGAAAAGAAAAAAUCAGUUUAUUUCUCCUCCUUUCUGGUGACCAGCUAUCGGUUAUUUUACAUCCCUACAUGCAGAUGAUGGAUGCGUAACUCCUGGCUGAUAACGCUGUGUUUGUAGCCGCUGAUGUGUCUCUUAAAUUUGACCUUGAUGUGUGUGCAUGUGCUCUGGGGGAUUUUUUUAUUUUAUUUUUUUAACCAACCCACUUCACAGGGCAUGUGAAGCAGGGAAUAAUAGGCUUGUCCAUCCAAUAUUGUUCAAAGGCUAGGCUGCGGUCCAAAUGUGAGAGGAAGACGGGUCCACAUAUUACUGUGUCAUGUUUCAGAAGUCUUUCCAAGAAUCCUCAUUGUAACGUAGCCUGAACAAUACAUUUUGGGGGUGUUGGGUUGGUUGCCUAAAGACGGUUAUAUUUCGUCCUCAGGCCAGUCUGUUUUGAAAGUGUGGGAUUUGUACUUUAACUGAAACAAUAAGUCUGUUGAUGCUAAUAAUGUAGUCGGAAGUGAAAAAGAUGCUCUUUCAAAGUUGUUUUUGGAUCGACCUGCCAGUUUAGAUUCUUGUUCAGUUGUACCUGCGGAAGGGAAGUUGUCUGUUGGUAUAAUUUUAAGUUGACUUCACAUACGAGUUCGUACGGCCAAUAUAACCUGGAAAAGACAUGAAAUUUGAAAAUAGCAAUUUCCAGCCCCGGAGAGCUUUUGAUAUUCUCAUAAACCCAGAAAGUUUUGGAAAAGUGAUGUAACUGUGCUUCAUAAAUACCUUUUUAUAACAGAGGAUACGUGGUUCUGAGAGAAGUCUCUUAUGUUCGGGCGGAUCAGUUACUUCACUUCAGACUCCAAACUUUUAUUCUUAUUCUUCCAUGUAUACACUGAUGGUUCAGAGGAAAUAUGUGAACCCUGUUACAUGUACAUCCAAAUCAUCCGUCACCACUGUCUGACUGUAAACAUGCAGUUGUUAUUUCCAGGAAGUAACCGUGGAUAUCGAGCAAACGCUUUUGUUUUCCGAAGAAGAAACCUGGUUUGUUUCUCUAAAUUAGUCCGUUGCUGUAGUUACAGUAUUUGCUGACAGCGGAUGAAAGACUCGGUGUAGUACGUCACUCUCAUAACCGCACCUUGUUUGUGGAACGGUGCUCUCCUGACUUCACAGUGGGCUGGAAAUUGGUAAACACUUUGAUUUACCUUUUGAAAUGAUCGUAUGACGACAGUGGAAACAGACUCAUUGGUGGAGCAGAGGAGAGAAUAAUUUGAUCCUGAAGAUAUUCUUCUAAACGUGCCCACGGCCUUCUGACCUGAACUGCACAACCUCAGUUUAGACUUGUGUAUAUAUGGAUGUUUCUGUUUAUGCAUGUGUUUGAAUGCAGCUCUUCUUUGACUCCUCAUACAGUCAGUGGACAGUUUAUUAGCCAGACAUGAGAUCUGUGUGGAGCCAUCAGGAGACCUGCUGAACCUGUAUCAUCAUCUCGAGGGUCCGUUGACUUGAGCCAGACUUUAACGUGAUCUGUCUCCCUUCAUUUAUAUUCUUGACACAAACAGCUGUCAAAAGUAAAUACCAGAACAGACACGUUGUAAAGUUUGCCAAGGAUUCGGUGGUGCUAAGCCUCCUGGAAGGUGAGGAACUAGGUCAUGGGCCGGUUCUUAAUCUGCACGUGUCGAAACACAAGGACACGAUCAUUCAUUUCAGGAAGUCGACGCCCAACCCAAAACGAUGGAUAUUAAAGGGAAUGAAAUUGACCUGGUGGAAAAUCAAAUCCAAGUAGAUACAACUUCUAAUCAGGUCCAAACAGCAUCUGCACUCCUUGAGAAAAAAGCACAUUUUCAGUGUGUGCAUAAUUGCAUGUGUGUGCGCUGCGAUGAUGACUCAGAAGUUUCAUUGCGUCUGUUCUGUCCUUCUGUGUUGUUUGCACAGUAAUUGCACGAGAUCUCCCCACCAAAGCACUUUAUGCAUUCAGCUGUUUUUUUGCACCGUCUUCAUAUGAAGUGAUCUCGCUUUUGUUUUGAUUGUUGCAUUAUGUGAUUAUGGUUUCAUAAAGAAUGUGUUUGCAUACCUGGCGGCAACCAAAUUUUUCCUCUUGUGGGAUAAUCAAGUUUGACUUGACUUGACUCCAUGACCACGUUUUGACAUGAUGACACACACACAGACUCACAAGGUGAAGACAACACCAGCGAUGUUUUCAUGGCUGGUAACAAACACUGAACAUUAUAAUGCUCAUAAAUGUGGUAUUAAUUGCACUGCAGCAGUUGAGGCAAAGUGUAUCUAAUACAACUAGUCUCAACUUUAAUGAAUAAUAAACCUGUUUGACAUGCUGUUGCCAUUAGGAGUUUAGACUGAACAAUAACAUUGCACAGGUGAUGUCAGUGUCUCAUCCAGAAGCCAGACUGAACCAGACUGAAGGGAGUUCAUGCUAUCAUAAAUAAACGACUCAGCUGACCACAGCAGACAUCAUCCGCAUCUCUUUUCAUGACUUCACACAGCUUGUGACUAAUUAUGGAAGCAUAAUAGUGUUUGUUCUGCUGUUUUCCGUGUGUAAUUAAUCUUCCGGCUUUGUUGAUCAAACCAAGAAUGCAUUCACAUCCUGAGAAGCCUGUGCCCACAUUUAAACAUAUUUAUUGUUCACAGCGGGAGCCAAAGAUGAUGUAAAUAUUUAGUUGGAUGUAGUUGUAGAGUGGUUACACUGUGGGAAAACACAUCCUGGACGUAAUGUCACAGUCUUACUAUUAAAGGCUGCUUCACAGCCUGCAGCUUCAUCUAUGAUUUGAAUCCUACUUAUUUUAAAUAUGGACAGAAAACAAACAGUGUAUCCUGAGCUUCGGGGAUGAGGGGAAUGCCUCUCAUCACUGUCUGAGAUAUUGAACUGAUGAUGUCUUUGCGUCUCCUCCUCCAACUGGCAGGCUACAGAAUGACACCCUUCUUAAAAGAGCACAGCUGUUCUAAGUUUGGGUGAAAUAACCUCGCUUUUUAGGGGGAAUUAAUGUUGUUUUGCUGCACCUCAGAAAAUGUGAUAGAAAUCUGGUUUAUGUGGCACGCAGCUCGGGGAGUGGGUGGUGUUGUUGAGUGGUUCCUCCUGUUCGCUGUGAGGGACUUGCCGUCGGGGGAAGUUCGGCUGCGGCUCUCUAUGAAAACGACACCCUCUCUCUCUCUCUCUCUCUCCACGGUCCCUCCGGUGCUCGAGCUCGCCUCCACAGCACACUUGACGAAGAAUACGAGCACGAGUUUCUUUCUUUUUUUUCUUUGACGGUGACUGUAUAUCGGCCGCCCGGAGAGUUCGCCCCCCCUCCCUCCUCCCCUGAAGCGAACUGCUUGUUCGGCUUGAGCCGCGAACCGGGCACGUCGCGAGGGCGGGCUCGCCCCGCCGUAGCUAAAAAGGUCCCGCUUCGACGGGGCUGCUCUCAUUGCAGUCCAGUCUGCCGAGCGGAGCGGAGACUGACUGAGGUACGAGCCCCGUCUCCAUUCAAGGAUUCUCUUUUUUUUUUUUACACUUCGUCCUACAAGCAGACAGCCGACGGAGAAUCGCACCUCGCCUUCUGUGGACAAUGUUUCUCUUGCAGUACACAGGACUCAACUCUCUGCCCUUUGAUGCAGCCAGCAAUAACGACCCCCUCCACUUCAGCAGUUCCAGUGGGCCACUGGUGACGGAGUGUCCUCCUCUGGAAAGCACAGUCGACAACAGCAAGAAGAGGAAGAGGGCCAGCCUGCCUCCAGAAGGGAUCUGUAACAUGACGAUGGACUCCAACUCGAUGACGAUGACGAUGCCCAUGCCAGACCCCAACCCCUGGGCAACGGCCAUGAACAACCUGGGGAUGCCUCCCAUCGGAAUCACUGGACAGCAACUCAUGCCAGACUUUGAUCCCAGCCUCGGGAUGAUGCCUGGAAUAACCCCGCUGAAUCCCAUGAUGCCCGGCCUCGGUAUGGUGCCCCCACCCCUCUUCCAGGAUCUGCCAGUUAUCAAGGAGAUCAUCCACUGCAAGAGCUGCACCCUGUUCCCCCCCAACCCCAAUUUCCUGCUAGAAAAGUUUCUGCCUGGGGACUUUAUUCAAACAAGUCUUACAAGUCAUCUUCAAGACCUUCCGCCUCCGGCCAUGAGAGAGCGCCCUCCGGGGUGUAAGACGGUGUUCGUCGGCGGUCUGCCCGAGAACGCCACAGAGCAGCUCAUCGUGGAGAUCUUCGGGCAGUGUGGCGAAAUCACCGCCAUACGCAAAAGCAAGAAAAACUUCUGCCAUAUCAGAUUUGCCGAAGAGUUCACUGUGGACAAGGCUCUCUAUCUGUCGGGUUACCGUAUCCGUUUGGGCUCCAGCACAGACAAAAAAGACUCCGGCCGUCUCCACGUGGACUUCGCCCAGGCCAGAGACGACCUCUAUGAGUGGGAGUGUCGCCAGCGCAUGUUUGCCAGAGAGGAGAGGCACCGGCGCAAGAUAGAGGAGGAUCGCCUCCGGCCGCCCUCCCCUCCUCCCAUCGUGCACUACUCGGAGCACGAGUCCAGCCAGCUGGGAGACAAGAUCAAAGAUGACAAUGCGUUUCCGGAAGCGGUGCAUGUGCUCCUGACCUGGCUGGAACGAGGCGAAGUCAACCGCAGGAACGCCAACAACUUCUACUCCAUGAUCCAGUCCUCCAACGGCCACAUCCGCCGGCUGACGGGCGAGAAGAGUCAGCAUGAGAAGGAAGUGGAAGAGGCCAAAGACAAGUUCAAGACCGCUCUGGCCGGCAUAGUUGGCCAAUUUGAGCAGAUUGUGUCUGUAUUCCAAGCUGCUUCCAAACAAAAGGCAUGGGACCAUUUCUCCAAAGCUCAGCGCAAGAACCUGGACAUGUGGCGCAAACAAGCAGAGGAGAUUAGAAACAUGCACAGCGAACAGCUGAUGGGCAUCAGGCGAGAGGAGGAGAUGGAGAUGUCGGACGAUGACAUGGAGGAUUCCCCUGACAGCAAGGACUCGGAGGACUCGGCUGUUUUCCAAGCAGAAGCCUUAAAGGAGGAGAACGACUCGCUGCGCUGCCAGCUGGACGCCUACAGGAACGAGGUGGAGCUGCUCAAACAGGAACAAGGAAAGAACCAACCAAUCGGCAGUGAGGAGGACAACACGCACUCUCAGCAGCUCAGCUUCCUGCAGCAGGCUCUGCAGGGCAUGCAGAAGCAACUCUUAAAAAUGAGGGAUGAAUUAAAACAGCGGGAGGCAGAGCUGGAGAAGAGUUUUGAGGACAAACAGCAGCUGAACAACCAAGUCCUGAACCUGAAGGAAGGACUCCAGAACCUGCAAAACACGCACGUGAUGCAGCUGGAGACGUCGAAGGAAGACGACGGAGGCAGCGAGGAGAGCGCUAAUCAAACCAGCGAAGCCACUGUUUCAACCGUGGUGUCCUGCAGUCAGGAGAAGGAAGGCCCCACAGAGAGGAACCCACCGAGUCCCGUCCACUCCGAGAGGGAAGCUCUGCUCGUCGGGAUCAUUUCGACGUUCCUGCACGUCCAUCCGUUUGGAGCCAGCAUCGAGUACAUCUGUUCCUACCUGCAGCGUUUGGACACCAAGAUUAACACCGGUGAGGUGGAGGCUCUUCUUUCCCGGCUGCCCUGCACCUUCAGACAGGAGCUGACCGGCGUCGGAGCCAGUCUGGAGAAACGCUGGAACUUCUGCGGCUUCCAGGGCAUCAAGAGCACGUAG